AAACUCAAGUCCACCUUUUUAUUUAUAUGGAUCAAGAAAACUUGGUUUUGUCAUUUGUGGGUCUCUCCUCCUCCUCUUUUUAUGUGGCCAUUGGCUUAUAGUUUUUAUUAUUCAUCAUCAUCAUCAACUCAAUUAUAUAUCAACACAAACCAUUCUCUCUCUCUCUCUCAAUGAGAAACAGCACAUACAGCAAAACAUGACAAGCAACAAAGGAACUGAACAACCCAACACAGAGUGUUGCAUGUGUGGGGAUCUUGGCUUCUCUGACCAGCUUUUUCAAUGCAGAGUCUGUCAAUUCAGAUCUCAACACAGGUACUGCAGUAAUCUCUACCCAAAAGAUGAGUCUCUUAGAACCUGCAACUGGUGUUUGAGCCAGAACCAAGGGUCACCAAACUCAUCAAAUUCUUCAUCUACUUAUAGGAAUUACAACCGAACCACCGAAGAUGAGAGCAAUAAGAACAAGAAAAUCAGGAUUAUUAACAGUUCUCAUCAGAAUAUUGGAGUUAAGAAAGGGCUUCAGAAACUGAUUAAUAAGAAGCCCAAGUCUCCACCUGAGGCUGGAUCAUCAUCACCACCAUCUAGGUCCACAUCGGUUACGGUUUCGACCCGCAAGAGGAUCAUCACCAACGGUGAAUUGGAGGAGAGGCUGAGGAGGACAAGGUCAGAAGACAUCAUGAACAGAAGUAGUGGCGGUCACGGCGGCGGCGGAGGCGGUGCUGCUAAACCGGUUUUCAAGAAUAAGGUUAGAAGGUACAAGCUUUUGGAUGAAGUUUCAAGUUGAGAUAUUUUUAAGAGAUGAAUGAAUAUAGAAAAAUGGAAAGGGAAAGGGUCUUGUUUUUUGGCUUUCUUUUUCCUUACUCUUCAUAGUUUUGUCCGGAUACAAUGUACAGAACAACGUGGUGAAUGAAUGAACGAGUUGAAACUGUUUAGCCUGAA
This is a messenger RNA of Lotus japonicus, 936 nucleotides long. RefSeq lists its product as uncharacterized. Lineage: Eukaryota; Viridiplantae; Streptophyta; Magnoliopsida; Fabales; Fabaceae. The coding region runs from base 197 to 781 and encodes 194 amino acids. The record is from RefSeq and is a predicted model, not a curated record. The transcript has 2 exons.